Lymnaea stagnalis (great pond snail) is the source of this 10968-nucleotide messenger RNA. Lineage: Eukaryota; Metazoa; Mollusca; Gastropoda; Lymnaeidae. The record is from the annotation of a GenBank genome assembly.
GGGCAGUCAGUGGAAGGAAAGGCCCAUUCUGGAUUGGACUCGAUGACAUGGACAGUGAAGGGGUUUUUAAAUGGGUCGACGACGGUCUCGUCAUUACUUCGGCCAUGUACUCCGCAUUGUUCCCUGAACGUACGUACACGAAUAUGCAGUUGGAUUUGUGCUUCGCCAGUCAAUUGAAAUAUUCUUCUUCUUUGGGAGAAGUUAGGAUUUUGAAUAUCUUUGAACUAAUUACAAGCGGAGCCACCGCAUUGACUUUUGAAGACUUUUUCGGUGUAACGCCCUCCGCAUUGAAAUCGACAUUUCCAUUUUUGCCUCAUUACAGCUUUGGGCCUCUCCAGUAUCAGAGGCUCCAUCCGUUACAGGGGUUGCAGGGCCCAUGCGACGGCUCCUAGUACACCAAUACACAAUAAUAAUCAGACAGAAGUUAGUACACAAAUAUAACAUUUUCCAUCACUAACUGACAAUGUGUAUCAAGAAGGCUAAAGUCCAAAUUUUUUCUAGGCACCGUGAGUGACAUUUUAAAGCCACUUUGAGCUCUAUACACGUCUGUUAUUGCUAUAACAGAAGCCGGACACAAUAGUCUCUUUACACCCCGUUAUCUUUACAUUGCCCUUGUCUUAAUUAAGGUGUAAUUUUGGACUUUAAAUACAGUUCGUAAGUGAUAUAUAAUUUUACAUUUGAACUUUGCAUAUUAAAUUAUCCUACGAUAGUAUAAUAAUUACAUUUAAAUUACACUGCACACUUAAUUAGUUAUAGAACAAUAUGUAUGCAGUUGAUCCUGUCACAUACAAUUGUAAUGUAGUUCUUCUGAAGAAUAACUAUUCAUAGAAUUUUAUAGAAAAAAAUAAAAUUACUAAAUUUGUUGAAUUUGAACUUUUUAGACAAACCAGACAGCCAAGGCAACCAAGACUGUGUGACCUAUGGUGACGGGGGCGAAUAUUUUAAUGAUGAAAAAUGUGACGAUAAUGAGUUUCAUGUUUGUGAAAUAAGUCUUCUGACUUUUUAAAUACUAAACUUUCAUUUUAUUUUUAUUUUGGCCGCUCGACUAAACUCAGUGCUAUUUGGGCGAUGACUAAACUCAGUGCUAUUUGGGCGAUGACUAAACUCAGUGCUAUUUGGGCGAUGACUAAACUCAGUGCUAUUUGGGCAUAAGUACGUAAUAAGAAAAUUGUUGAAAAUAAAAAUAAAAGCAACACCUUCUAUAAAUAUUAGAUCUACAUGUAUGAUUUAUAAAUAACUGUUUUUAUAGUUUUGUUAUAAAAAUGUUUCAUUAAUAGGAUUAUCUGGAUACAAAAAUCAAACCUUCUCAUCUUUCGUGAUGCCAUAAGCUUUUGACUAUCAUUGUCUGAUGGCUGUCGUUGUCUAUUGGCUGUCAUAAUCUAUUUGUUCUUAUUGUCUAUUGGCUGUCACACUCUAUUGGCUCCGAUUGUCAAUUUGCUAUCUGGGUCUAUUAUUGUCACGUUAGAAACGUUCAAAGUUAACAAGCAUGAUCUUGAAAUAUUCGUGGGACUCUUUUCAAAGUUUUCAUCUGAUGACACUACAUAUUCGUAGAUUGCUUCUGUACAUCUGAUAGCACUACUUAUGCUUACGUUCCUUCUGUAUAUCUGAUGGCACUACAUAUUCGUAUGUUCCUUCUGUACAUCUGAUGGCACUACAUAUUCGUACGUUCCUUCUGUACAUCUGAUGGCACUACAUAUUCGUACGUUCCUUCUGUACAUCUGAUGACACUACAUAUUCGUACGUUCCAUCUGUACAUCUGAUGGCACUACAUAUUCGUACGUUCCUUCUGUACAUCUGAUGGCACUACAUAUUCUUACGUUCCUUCUGUACAUCUGAUGGCACUACAUAUUCGUACGUUCCUUCUGUACAUCUGAUGGCACUACAUAUUCUUACGUUCCUUCUGUACAUCUGAUGGCACUACAUAUUUGUACGUUCCUUCUGUACAUCUGAUGGCACUACAUAUUCUUACGUUCCUUCUGUACAUCUGAUGGCACUACAUAUUCUUACGUUCCUUCUGUACAUCUGAUGGCACUACAUAUUCGUACGUUCCUUCUGUACAUCUGAUGGCACUACAUAUUCGUACGUUCCUUCUGUACAUCUGAUGGCACUACAUAUUCUUACGUUCCUUCUGUACAUCUGAUGGCACUACAUAUUCGUACGUUCCUUCUGUACAUCUGAUGGCACUUCAUAUUCUUACGUUCCUUCUGUACAUCUGAUGGCACUACAUAUUCGUACGUUCCUUCUGUACAUCUGAUGGCACUACAUAUUCGUACGUUCCUUCUGUACAUCUGAUGGCACUACAUAUUCUUACGUUCCUUCUGUACAUCUGAUGGCACUACAUAUUCUUACGUUCCUUCUGUACAUCUGAUGGCACUACAUAUUCUUACGUUCCUUCUGUACAUCUGAUGGCACUACAUAUUCUUACGUUCCUUCUGUACAUCUGAUGGCACUACCUAUGCUUACGUUCCUUCUGUAUAUCUUUAAAUUACAAAAUCAAUUGUAAAUUAAUAAGCGCGAAAAUAAAAACUCUUCUUGCUAAAAAUUGUUUCUAUAGUGUUGAUAAUGAAAGUAUCUGAUUUAAAGGAACGUACAAUAUUUUAACAAUAAAUUGUGUGGCUACAAUUGCAGCCUUAGCCACAAACCUGCACAUAGGCAGCUCAGGCCAUGGGGUCGUUCAUUACUGUAAACGAGCAUUGGUGGUGUCCGACAGCCCCCUUGGGGACUAAGCAGCCCUCUUUAGGAACACACUGAUAAACGUCUUGGCAGAAGGAAGUGGCUAGAAAAGGUGCUCUAAACAUUGUCUGCUCAAACCUUCCAUAUCUAGCCUACCGCAUUUGGAGGAUACCCUUAUCAUAUGGUCGAAAUUCUAAUUCAAACUCAUUGACAUCAUCUUGUGAUCCCCCCAUUUGUGUCUGUGGUUUUGCCCUUCUAGACCCAUGCAACACCAUUAAAUCUAAAAAAAUAAAGGUUUGAUUUCUAAUCAAGUGGAGGAUCUAAACGCGAAAAAUAUCAUGUCAACUUAUCUGUUAUUGAAAUUUAAAUACAUAACCAUCUCUCAGAGUCAAUGUGUCCCCGUCGAUCUUCUAAUUGUCCCAAAAUGGGGUGUUUGUCCUUCGUUGGUAAUCACUGUUAUAACCCAAAUGUUAGGGCUAGUAAGUGCGAUUAAUAUUGUUAAGUUAUAACAUUGUUAUAAAUUACCAGGAAAUUAUAAUUAGGACACUGAAAUGGUCAUUUGAAAGCCAAAAAUAAAUGAUUCAUCAGCCUAUUUGAUCAUUGGUGCAAACCCACUAAGGAUAUCCAGCGCCUCUAAACUAUAUUUUACCAAACACCCGACACUCCAUACAACCACAUUCAGAAUGACGUUAUCAUAAGCUGAUAAAUGUAACAUGUAUAAUGUAUUUUUUCCUUAUUGUUAAAUUGUUGUUAAAGGAAUAUGGUGCAACAGAGCCGGUAUUUUACAUUUUGACAUUUCCGUCCGACUAGUUUGGAAAAAAAAAAGGGGGGGGGGGUUAGAAAUAUAAGUUUAUAAAAGGAAUGUAUAAUGUAUUUUUUCCUUAUUGUUAAAUUGUUGUUAAAGGAAUAUGGUGCAACAGAGCCGGUAUUUUACAUUUUGACAUUUCCGUCCGACUAGUUUGGAAAAAAAAAAGGGGGGGGGGGGUUAGAAAUAUAAGUUUAUGACAGGUCUUAGUGGACUUCUGGUAUAGUUUAAUAGAUGCUUCCUUAGUUAAAUAAACUUGAAAUAUAACGUCAUGAGUGGCAGAUUAAAGUCUCCACCAGACUGCACAAAUGGCGUUAUGUCAUACAAACAAAAGAAUGGGCGUCAGUGCAACCAUGAAUGUUUUACAAUCAUCGCUAAGGUUUUCUAGAUUUUCAAUUUUUUUUUAAAGCGUGUUCAUAGGCGUGUCUAUCAGGAGACACCCAGACACCCCAUUGCGUUGUAUAAUGCCAGGCUUUUGAAUAGAUUACUUGGCCCACACGCAGAGUCCCUGGUUACUGGGCCCACACGCAGAGUCCCUGGUUACAGGGCCCACACGCAGAAUCCCUGGUUACUGGGCCCACACUCAGAAUCCCUGAAUACUGGGCCCACACGCAGAGUCCAUGAAACACACAGUACCAUGGCGUGUCCAUGGAGCUGCAGUGUUGAACAUUAAACGGGAGCCUGCGAUGUAAAGAUCAUUACAUUUAAUCCAAUACUCUUUCAAUACAACUCUAUCACAUUAUAACAUAGACUUCAUCAUGAAUAAUAUUCGAACAUUGUUAUUUGUUUCUCUCAGGUUUUGUCAAAAUAUUUAUGUUAUAUAAUGAAAUGCCCCUAAACAACAAUGUAAAUGAAUACAAACGUUUGACAGGUUAUCAUAAUUAUUAAUUAAGUCUACAGUUGUCAAACAAAAUAUAAUAUUAUCUACAGUGAUUAAGCCAGUUUCUUAUUGAAGUUAUGCAGACUAGACUGUAAAGUCACAGCUAGUUAAAAAUAAAAGAUCUAUAACGUAAAUUUCAGCAGCUAAUUGAUAAUAAUAAAGACACAACGAUUUGAAACAUUUCUUUUAUCUUCGAGAUGUGUGGAAACAUUAAAAAAACCCACCAAAACCAGAAUUUGAAAUUCGAUGAAUAAAAAAACAACAGCAUCACAUUUGACAAUUUUGCUGUGUUAGAGAGUCUUAAUCUGACCCGAGUCGCUUUACCUCGCAUUCAGUCUUUAAUUUAUUUCACACCUAUCUUAAACAAAACAGCAUGGUACUUUCAAACCAGGCUCGACAUGACUUGAUUUGUCGGAAAUUAUCAGAGCGUUCAAACAGAUUCCUCAACAUUGGCAAACAAAAUUAAAUAAGAUUUAAACUACACGAUGCCGAGUUGUCGGAUUUCCUUGCAGAAAAGGACGUCUCAUGAAAUGACGUUUAAGAUGAUGGCGGGUAAGAAAAUGACGUUUUAGAAAAAUGACGUUUAAGAAAUAGACAUUUAAGAAAAUUGACUUUUAAGAAAAUGACGGUUAAGAAAAUGACAUUUGAGACCAUGACGGUUAAGACAAUAAUGUUUAAGACAAUGACGGUUAAGAAAAUGACGGUUAAGACAAUGAUGUUUAAAUUGAAAAGAGAGAAUGAUACGAUUAGUUACCCCAAAGAACACGCUGAAAGAUAUGUUUAAAAUGUACCUAGCGCACCAUUUUCUCUUGCUAGAAGUAGAAUUUAUUACAACAUGUGUAAAUCAACGCUAGUUUGUCAAGAUGCGUGUGUCAACCGAUUGGGAUUGAGGUUAGAUGGUAAGGAUAUUGUUUGCUGCAAUGUAUUGUUUUGUAUAAUUUAUAAUUUUUUUAACAUUCAAAAUAUCAAAACUGAUCCAUGAUUUAAUGCUUAAAGUAUGUUAUAAAUAACUCGGUAUCAAAGCUGGAUCAAUAAAAUAAAUUGGUCUGUUCUUCAAUUAUCUGAAUCAAGGUACCUUAAGGCCUCAGCGUGUUUGAGCACUUAAAUUAAUUAUGUAAUAUAACAGAUUAAAGAAAUGGUUGUAAUCUCUAACCCAACAGUAGGGGCUUUUGAUUAGUAUUGGUACAUUGUGGUAACUGACUAGGAUUGUUUUUUUUUUUUUAAAAAAUGUAAUAUAACUACAUUACAUUUAGACCAUUUGUGAUGUGACGUUUGCUUCUCCACCUCUUAAAAAAACAUAAAAGUUUCUACUUAAAUGAUCAUUCUUAUGCUUUAAAAGCUCAAAUAGGUUUCUUGUUUUUGUGUUAGUGUUUGAAAGUGUUACAGAUAUUAAAAUAAAUAAGCCGUUCUGGAGUAAAGCCGUUUAAUCCGUUGUCCAAAAAAUGUACAUUUCACUGUCACUUGGUUUUAUAAUUGAGAUUCUGGUGAUGUCUCUGUCAUUUCGUAAGUUGAUGAUUAAGAAAUGUAGCAGUGACAUUUAUAAAUGAAUUGUAUAUUUAUGAAUAAAAGUGAACUGAAAAAAAAUCUUUUUAGGUUAAUUUGUAUUUUUAUAUAAAAAUUAAAUUAUUAAAAAGUUGAUUAUAUUUACAGAUAAAAAAUUACUUAAAAAUGCUUUAGCGUAAAAAGUUCGUUCAUAAGAGCACACAACAUUUUUGUUUUGGUGAAAAGUUUCUGUCUUGAUCUCACAGAGGCCUUAGCUCUUAAAAGCCAAGUGGUGCGGUUUAAGAAAAAGACAAAUGGGGGACUUGGUAUGACCCAAUUGGGAGGUCAGAUUGUGACGACCAGUUUGCUUGCCUGCAUUGACCGCUGCUUGAAAGCUCACCAAGAAAAGUGUUUUUGUGUGUCCUACAACAAGGGGACGAAGAGAUGCACGCCUGGUAAUAUACAUCAUAUAUCAUAAUAUUCCCUAUUACUUUUUGUGUGAUAAUUUUUAAUUUUCUUAAUUAAAAAAAUAUCUUACGAUAUAUAUUCUUAUUUCCGAUAGCUUAGAACGUAACAUUAUGCAGAAUAAUAGUAAAAAGAAAGUUACUUCAACUUAAUGAACAUGAAAACUGUGUUACCUUUUAAAAUCAUCAUUGUUAAUAGUGGUCGAUCGUAUGAUUGCAGUUGAAAUGCUCUAGUGCAGUGGUCGGCAAACGCAUUCAAACAGCCAAAAAAUUAGCAGCAGAACUAUUAAAAAAAAAUUAAGAGGCACAUUUCUUUUCAAGAACCUGUCAAGAACCAUGUUUUUCCGCGUCAAAAAACGAUUUGUGGCCGACUGGAUGAGGUGCACUCAUGUCGUUAAAGAGCCGCAUGCGGCCUGCGAGCCGCGAUUGGCCGACCACUGUUCUAGUAGAAUCAGACAUUCUUUCGUAGAAUUAUCUUUUUUUUUUGUUUGUUUUAUUCUAUUGUUUUGUUUUGCAGCCCAAACAUGAAUGUAAUCGUGUCCCUAAACAAAUAUAUAAAGAGCAGAGGAAAUAUUGAAAAAAGACAACACAAAAAAAAAGUUUGUUUUAUUCUAUUGUUUUGUUUUGCAGCCCAAACAUGAAUGUAAUCGUGUCCCUAAACAAAUAUAUAAAGAGCAGAGGAAAUAUUGAAAAAAGACAACACAAAAAAAAAAAAAAAAAAAAAAAAAAAAAAAAACAAAAAAAAAAAAAAAAAAAAGAAAAAAAAUAAAAAAAAAACAACAAAAAAAAAAAAAAAAAAAAAAAAAAAGAAGACGUCUCGGCCAAAAAUUGUUGUCUUUCUGCAGGUUUUCCUCUAACAUUUGUAGAUUUCUGACUGCUUCAACCUGAACGCAGUCUCAUCCGUAUUUCUCUUGUCCCUAAAGAUAAAGUUUAAGUGAAUGUAGAAUCAUUUUCCUUUCUUUAAAGUAACUAAACACUUUUUAUAUCUCCCUUCUGAAACCUAAUUGAAACUUUAUUUAAGUGUCACUAACGGAUGCCACUUUUCUUGAGAGUAAAAGGCAUGUUUAGCACUUCUUUUAAAUCUUAAAAUGCUUUAGUUGAUUGGAAACUCGUUUAGAAACCGGAUAAUUUAUGGAAAAUAUAUAUUUUCCCAAUAAUUAAACAUAUUCUAUGUCACUAUUGACGGUAUUUAAAAAAAAUGUUUUCUUGUUUAUGUAGGAGGAUUGAAUGGUGUUAGAGCAUGGCAGCCACAAGCACUUGACUCCAUCUAUACCAGGGAAACAGUGUGCGACGGUCACCAACCUUUCAAGUUAUACACAAUAAAUAGCGCCAUGUCCUGUCUUUGGCUGUCAAACGAUCAAGUAGACUAUAGUCUUGCUAACACGAAGUGCACAAGUAAUAACAAACCCCUUACUUCCUUUUUAGUCUUAAAUUAGAAGCGGGAGAUCUCCUUACUGUCACAUUAAUUUUUUUAAAGAUAAUUCUAACUAGCCUAUUCCUUUUUAAAUAUAUCUUUGAUACGAGCUUCCAAUAUUCUCUUAAUUAUUACAACUGACGCACUAUCGCAUUUCUUUCUUCUUCCUUCACCUAUUACACAAAUGGUAUCAUAUGACACAAAAAAAUAUCAUAGAACACACAAUUGUAUCAUCGCAAACAAAAUGGUAUCAUAGUACACAAAAUGGUAUCAUAGUACACAAAAUGGUAUCAUAGUACACACAAUGGUAUCAAAGUACACACAAUUGUAUCAUAGUACACACAAUUUUAUCAAAGUACACACAAUGGUAUCAUAGUACACAAAAUGGUAUCAUAGUACACAAAAUGGUAUCAUAAUAAUGGUAUCAUAAUACACAACCCUAAGGAAGAGAUUACAACAACUUGAAGGUCGUUAAACUCUCAGCCGACCAACAUCCCAGGCCAAGUUUACGACCUUUCUCACUCAGCCUAAUUCAUCACUCUCGCUUUCACACUGUCUAUCUCAUGACCUAUACGCACACACUUGUUUAUUAUUCUAUUCCUGUCAUCCAAUGAUCAUUCAGACACACUACUAGCACUCAUGACACACUACUAGCACUCAUGACACACUACUAGCACUCAUGACACACUACUAGCACUCAUGACACACUACUAGCACUCAUGACACACUACUAGCACUCAUGACACACUACUAGCACUCAUAACACACUACUAGCACUCAUGACACACUACUAGCACUCAUGACUCAACUCAAUGGACCCAAACAGCGUUCACUCUAACAACAGUGAUUCUCAUACCUUUGACGAUGUUCAUAUUAUUACAACUGUCUCAUCUGCUAAAUCCUCUCCUUGCCCGUCCACGGGGUACGUCCAAAUUUUUUGUAAAACAGAGUAGCUCGGCCGUGGAGGCCGCAUGCUUUUUUUUUUACGACUUGCGUUUUUUCCAAAAUCAUAUACGACUGAAUAAUAUGAUUUAAAAAUGUUUUCUCUAAUCUAAAUAAUUUAUUUCCUUUCAAUUCACGGUAUCGUCAAGAAAAUCCACGUUUACUUAGCUAGCCCUUGAAUACUACAAAUGAUAUGAAAGUGGAACAAGUCCAUUUGCUCUUCUCUCUCCGUAAAGAAAUAGUUUUUUUUCCAAUAAAGAUGCACGAUAAAAAAAUUAACAUUAAACAUUUUAAAAGAAUGGAUUUGCCCCAUUUUUUUUUUACUUUAAAUGAAAUGGAAGCAAAAUUAAGUUUCUAAAUGAUUAAAUAUAAUUAUUUUAAUUAAGUUUUAGCUAGUCAUCUUAGUGUAAAAGAAUAAAGUUUCUUUCCAAUCUACACAGUUCAGUGGAUGAUUCGCUAAUUUAAAAAAAAAAAAAAUGACCUUAAAAUCUGCUUGUUCGGGUUAGGCAACAUACAAAUACCCAGCUAUAGUUUUAGACCCACAUCCUGUCACAAUGUAUUUAGCACAUCAUAGAGUUCAAAGAAUAAACUUCUGGAAUAAAACAGGCAGAAUAUACUUUACUUCCGGUCCCAAGACUUGAAGAAGCUAUGAUGAAUAGAAGAAGAUAUAAUCUUUUCCAAUUAUACAUUUUAAGUACAUGGCUUUUAAACACACGAGACAUAAUAGGACAGACUUGGACGACUUUGACAGACUUGGACCGACUUGGACACACUUGGACAGACAUGGACAGACUUUGGCAGACUUGGACAGACUUGGACAGAAUUGGACAGAUCUGGACAGACCUUGAAAGACCUGGAAGUCCUGGACAGAUUUGGACAGACUUGGACAGACUUGGACAGACCUGGACAGACCUUGAUAGACUGUACAGACUUGGAAAGAAUUGGACAGACAUGGACAGACUUGGACAGAUUUGGACUGACUUGGACAGACUUUACACUUCACACACAAUUCAAAUUACAUGGCUUAUUUCUUUAUAAUAAAAAUGUAUGCACUGACACACAAUAAACUUAAGAAUAAAGUUGAUUAUAUAAAUUAUAUUAUAUGGUAGUCCACUGAAAAAGAAAAUGUUAAUCUAGUGUACUUCCAUCUCGGGGGCUGACAUUUCGACUACUGAAAAUAUUAUGACCGAUGUUUGACGGGAGUCUCAGUUUGCCGAAGAAUGGCUGAAGUUUACCUGUCGGGGUUAAACAUAAUUAAAAAGAGAAAAAGGUUAAUUGAGAUAUUCCAACGGUUCUUUCAGCUCUGUGCCCGAGUUUUAAAAAGUGAAUCUGUAUAUAAAAUAAAACAAUGCAUUGCACUCUUUAAAAAGAAGUUUAAAAACAAUUUUUGUGUUGGCAUGCAUCUAGUCUAUUAAGAUUUUGUUAUUGAAUUUCAAACUGUUUAUAUUUCAGCUAUGCACGCACAUCUUAUUACCUUAAAAGAACGUAGCAAAGUAGAAGUUCUCAAACGGGCAGUCAGUGGAAGGAAAGGCCCAUUCUGGAUUGGACUCGAUGACAUGGACAGUGAAGGGAAUUUUAAAUGGGUCGAUGACGGCCGUGUCAUUACAACAACCAUGUACUCUGCAUUGUUCUCUAAAAGUACGUACUGCGGUAUGCAACUGUAUUUAUGUGAUAUCAUUAGGACCUACAGGAAAAUAUUAUUAUCCUUUGGGAGAAGCUAGGAAUAAAAAUAUGUUUCCAUUACACUUGUUUUAAUUAACAUGCAAUUUAGGACUUUACAAAAAGUUCGUACGUGAUAUAAAAUUUGACACUAGAAAUAAGUCAGUUAUCCUACAAUACUAUAAUAUUCCAAUUUAAGUAAUAAUGAACACUAACCAUACUAGAACAAUAUGCAUGGAGUUGAUUAUGUUAAGACAUUUGUUAUGUAGUCCUUUCAAAGAACACAUAUUUACAGAUUUUUAUGCAAAACCUUUGUUUGUUUUUUUCAAUUUGUUUUUUCAGACAAACCAGACGAUCAAGGCGGAGAAGACUGUGUGACUUAUGGUGACGAAGUCGAUUUCUUUAACGAUGAAAAAUGUGACAAAAAUGAAUAUUAUAUUUGUGAAAUAAGUCUUCUGACUUAGAAAAACGAUACUUUCAUUUUUAUAUAUUAGCUGCUCGACUCCCCUAAUUAUAAUUUCGGCGAGCGCACAAUGAAGUAAUAAGAAAAUUGUUGAAAAUAAAAAAGCAAAAAGUUCUCUAAGUUCUACGUGUUUUUUAAACAGGAUUUAUUUGGCCAGAAUGUUUUUUUUAACGUAUUAUUAAGCCG